This is a messenger RNA of Auxenochlorella protothecoides, 1209 nucleotides long. RefSeq names its product putative anion transporter 5. The record is from RefSeq and is a predicted model, not a curated record. NCBI's taxonomy places the organism in Eukaryota, Viridiplantae, Chlorophyta, Trebouxiophyceae, Chlorellales, Chlorellaceae. Gene Ontology annotation, biological process: transmembrane transport. The transcript has 4 exons. Gene Ontology annotation, molecular function: transmembrane transporter activity. Bases 1 to 1209 code for a protein of 402 amino acids.
AUGGGUCCACACCUGGUACGCCCCCGCGCCACCCCCCCAAACACCCUGGCCAUUCGACCCUGCAGGCUCUUGCCCUGGAAUCCGCGGUACCAGAUCAUCACCCUCUGCUUCCUGGCCACCCUGACGGCCUAUGUGGAGCGCGCCGGCUUCUCCAUCGCCUACACGGGCAUGGCGAAGACUGCGGGACUGAGCGAGAGCGUCAAGGGGACCGUGCUGUCGGCCUUCUACUGGGGAUAUGCCCUGUCACAGAUCCCGGGCGGCAUGGCGGCUCAGCGCUAUGGUGGCGACGUCAUGCUCUCACUUUCCUUUGCCCUUUGGGCGACGGCAUCACUGCUGACCCCGGGCACGGCCGAUAGUGUGAGGGCCAUCAUUCUGGCGCGCGUGUGUGUCGGCGUAGCGCAGGGCUUCCUGAUCCCGGCGGUGCACACAGUGCUCUCCGCCUGGGUUCCCCCCACCGAGCGCGCGCGCGCGGUCAGCCUCACCACCUCCGGCAUGUACCUCGGCUCCGCGCUGGCCAUGCAGGCGCUGCCCGCCGUGGCCGCGGCCUUCGGCCCUGCCUCGCUACUGCGCCUGUCCGGCGCGCUGGGCCUGGCCUGGCUGCUGACCUGGCGCGCCAGCCUGGCAACGCUGGGCCGGCGCCCACCCUCCAUCCCCGUCUCCUCCUCCGGCCCUGCGGACGAUGGCAAGGGGUUUGCGCCGGGGUCGCGGGGCCGGCCGGGUGCCACGCCCUGGCGCGCGAUGCUGCGCAGCCCCGCGGUCUGGGCCAUCGUGGCGAACAACUUCACCUUCCACUACGCCUUCUACGUGCUCAUGAACUGGAUCCCCACCUACUUCGACAAGGUCCUGGGCGCGGACCUGUCCACCAUGGGCGCGGCCAAGACCCUGGCCUACCUCACCAUGUUUGCCGCCAGCAACGCCGGCGGCUGGGCGGGGGACUGGCUGAUCAACACACGGCGCGCCGGCGUGGCCGCGGGGCGUAAGGCCGUCAACAGCGCCGGGGGCAUCAGCAACACCGCCGGCACGCUGGCGGGCGUGAUCGGCGUGGCGGCCACGGGCGUGCUGUUGGAGGGCGCAGGUGGCGCGGGGGUGCUGGCGGGCUGGUAUGCCGCACUGGCGGUGGCAGCCUCGCUGUGCCUGGCGGGCUCCCUCAUCUUCCUCUGGCAUGCGCGGGGCGAGCGCUUGUUUGGCGGGGACGCCACGCGCCUCUGA